AUGGCAUCAAGUGGCGGAUUGGCAACUGCGUUCAACGUUGCCAUCGCAUGCUCGGCAAUCUUCGGAAACGGUUUGGUGAUUUUUGUCAUGACGGUCAGACGUAAACACUUUAAAUCCUUUAGUAACCGACUUAUCCGUCACCAAUCCAUCAUCGACUUCGUCUCUGGUUUGGUGUUUCUCCUCAUGACUGGAAUCAAACAAACUUCGCUUCUGGAGAAUUUGGAGGGAAAUGUCUUCGGUGUAUUUCUCUGUAGGUUCAUUUACUCAGACUUUUUUGUUUGGGGUUUGAGUUCAGUAUCCACGUACAAUCUGGUAGUGAUAUCGCUGGAGCGUUUUCUUGCCACGUGCUAUCCGGUCAAACACCGCAACUACUGCUCACUCUUCAAGAUCAAAAUUUCAAUGUGUGCUGCUUGGAUCAUUGGUUUCAUGUAUGCGCUGACAUUUGUUUUUGUAUAUACAGUCAAGUGGAAUCGUUGCAUUAUCAUCUAUGCCAUAAGUCGUAACUUUGUGGUAGCUAUGAUCCCUUACGUGAUAAUCAUUUGCGAAUAUAUCAUUCCUGUGAUCCUAAUGUCCUUUUCGUACAUUAAAAUACUCCUCGUUCUUCGACACAAGAUUGACAAUGCUAACGCCAAUCAGCAAGAUGGUGUCUUUAGUAAGGCUAAGAGAAACGUCAUCAUGACGAUGCUGAUCGCUGGUUGCAUGUUCUUCAUUUGUUGGACGCCGGUGGAGACGUUGCGUUUACUCUUAGCAGUUGGCGUCAUCGUAACUGACCAGAAAACAUUCUCAGUUAAGUACGCGUCGGAUGCAUUUACUGCACUGGUCAUGUGCAACAUGAGCGUGAAUCCAGCCGUUUAUUGCUUCAAGUACGAGCAUUUCCGUACACAGCUCAAGCAACUUGUACGGAGCCGAUUUGGUCGAAACCGAGUGCGUCCUGGAGAGGAGUCUAACCAUGGGCUGACCUUGUCCGUACCCGCCGCUACACGAUCAACAGCACCGGUGAACUAA
Messenger RNA from Asterias rubens (European starfish), 1005 nucleotides. Its product is annotated as probable G-protein coupled receptor 83. The coding region runs from base 1 to 1005 and encodes 334 amino acids. The transcript has a single exon. Gene Ontology annotation, biological process: G protein-coupled receptor signaling pathway. Gene Ontology annotation, molecular function: G protein-coupled receptor activity. The record is from RefSeq and is a predicted model, not a curated record. Gene Ontology annotation, cellular component: membrane. NCBI's taxonomy places the organism in Eukaryota, Metazoa, Echinodermata, Asteroidea, Forcipulatida, Asteriidae.